Molecule: messenger RNA, 1165 nt
Organism: Periconia digitata
Lineage: Eukaryota; Fungi; Ascomycota; Dothideomycetes; Pleosporales; Periconiaceae
Source: the annotation of a GenBank genome assembly
CAACGAUUUCUAAGAUAAUAUUUGGAUCAAUCCUUCGCAUGCCAUGGGCUGAGCAAGCUUCACUGUUAUGUAAAUGCACCCGCAUUAGACACUCAUCGCAGAAGAGACCGAACCAGAGGAAAAGAGAAGCGGGGGGGUAUUCAAACACGCUACUCCAGAAGAUCAUAAAUCCGGAUCGAUGCUUUACUUGCCCUCCACCCGAAAAUGCGAUAAGAAUUUCCUUCCAACCUGUCAACCCAUAUACCUUAAGACCGUAAUCGUCGUAAACGCCCCGAGAACAGAAGUGGAUUUAGAAGAUACAAAGGUCCGAAACUGACUAGCUCAGGUCAAACCCAGCACCCGAAAAGACGCUGUACAGCAGUUUCUCCUUCAGCACAUCGGGGGUGCUGUACAUGGGCAGCUUGAGCAGAUUGACACAGGUACUCGUGCUCGGCAGCCUUUCCUGAUUACUACCAGCGUCGCGUAUGCUGAACCUCGGAUUCAACGUUCCAAAUCCUAAUAGUGGUGCGCGGGGCGUGCUCGUCACAAACUUUAGCACUGCACGUCGCUCCCCGUCGCUCAACUCCUUCAUUGUCUGCCAGAAGAUGCGAACCGUCGGAUGCUCGAGCCCAUCAUCGCCGAUAACGUAAGUGCCGCCGUAAAUGGUGUUGCGGCGCAGGUCCUCAAUGUCGAUGGAAGUCGAGGUACCGCCGAUGAGAGUUUGCAGCUCGGCCUGGUUGAACAUGGAAAGCCAGCUAGGUUGGAUCAUGCUACUCAAGCCCCGGAGAAAAGCGGUGGUCUGGAGAUAGGGCUGAACCUGCAAGCGGUGUCGCGCCAUGUAGCUGAUGUAGACUAGGCGAUUCUGGUUCGUGACUGGCGUAUUAGCACCGUCGGCUUUGAGAUCUCUGGUGGCGGUUUUUGUCUUUUUCGUUGUCGGGUCCACGGUGAUAGUGUCGGUGACUGUGAAGUUCAGUGAGAAAUCCUCCACGUCACCAGGGUAAGUUUUCAGCUUAUGGAGACCCUGGUAUAGCCCUUCAUCAAGGUCACGCAGGUCGUUGAGCGACGGGCGGUAUCCCGAUUCGUUAGGCGCGGAACCAGCACCGCCGGUAAGAGCCCAUUUUCGGAGGAAAAAGGGGGCAAAGUUGACAUCCACGAGUAUGCCCUCGUACAUACAUUUGCCAAUGAU